Messenger RNA from Diorhabda sublineata, 1871 nucleotides. RefSeq names its product ATP synthase subunit beta, mitochondrial (gene ATPsynbeta). The coding region runs from base 107 to 1663 and encodes 518 amino acids. Gene Ontology annotation, biological process: proton motive force-driven mitochondrial ATP synthesis; proton transmembrane transport. The transcript is spliced from 8 exons. NCBI's taxonomy places the organism in Eukaryota, Metazoa, Arthropoda, Insecta, Coleoptera, Chrysomelidae. The record is from RefSeq and is a predicted model, not a curated record. Gene Ontology annotation, molecular function: proton-transporting ATP synthase activity, rotational mechanism; ATP hydrolysis activity; ATP binding.
ACUCGAGUUUUACGCAUAGAGGAAGUAUCUACUAGCGGUGGUGAACAGAAUUAAGUAAUUAUCUAAACUUCAUUUUUGCAGUCUACCUUCUUGUCGAAGUUGGACAAUGUUGGGUGCUGUAGCAAGAGCAAGUUCCAGCCUUUUGGUUGGAAAAACCAUUGAAAAAGUUGGUUCUGAAUCCUUAAAAGUAGUUUCUUCAUACAAUCUUCAAAAACGAGAUUUUGCUGCAAAAGCUGCCGCAGCAGCUGGAAAGACACAAGGAAAAGUAGUAGCUGUCAUCGGGGCCGUCGUCGAUGUUCAAUUUGACGAAGAAUUACCACCAAUUCUAAAUGCAUUGGAAGUCCAGAAUCGUUCACCAAGGCUGGUCCUUGAGGUUGCUCAGCACUUGGGAGAAAAUACUGUACGUACGAUCGCUAUGGAUGGUACUGAAGGUAUCGUCCGUGGCCAACAAGUAAAUGACACCGGUUACCCCAUUCGUAUUCCCGUUGGUGAAGCUACUCUAGGUCGUAUCAUGAAUGUAAUUGGGGAACCAAUUGAUGAAAGGGGUCCAAUUGAGACUGAUAAAAGAGCUUCCAUUCAUGCCGAAGCGCCCGAAUUCGUCGAUAUGAGUGUUGAACAAGAAAUUUUGGUAACUGGUAUUAAGGUAGUAGAUCUUUUGGCUCCUUAUGCCAAGGGUGGAAAAAUUGGUUUGUUUGGUGGUGCCGGUGUAGGUAAAACUGUAUUAAUUAUGGAACUUAUCAACAACGUAGCUAAAGCUCAUGGUGGUUAUUCAGUAUUUGCGGGAGUAGGAGAACGUACCCGUGAGGGUAACGAUUUGUACCAUGAAAUGAUAGAAUCUGGAGUAAUCUCCUUAAAAGACAAAACCUCCAAAGUAGCUCUUGUCUACGGACAGAUGAAUGAACCACCAGGCGCCCGUGCUCGUGUCGCUUUGACUGGAUUAACUGUAGCUGAAUAUUUCCGUGAUCAAGAAGGACAAGAUGUAUUGCUCUUUAUUGACAACAUUUUCAGAUUUACUCAAGCCGGUUCUGAAGUAUCUGCAUUGUUGGGUCGUAUCCCAUCAGCUGUAGGUUACCAACCAACCUUGGCCACUGAUAUGGGUAGUAUGCAGGAACGUAUCACCACCACUAAAAAGGGUUCCAUUACAUCAGUACAGGCUAUUUAUGUACCUGCUGAUGACUUGACAGAUCCUGCCCCUGCAACCACUUUCGCUCACUUGGACGCUACUACUGUAUUGUCCCGUGCUAUUGCUGAAUUGGGUAUCUAUCCUGCUGUGGAUCCAUUGGAUUCUACAUCUCGUAUUAUGGACCCCAACAUCAUUGGAGCUGAUCACUACAAAGUAGCCCGUGAUGUACAAAAGAUUUUGCAAGAUUACAAAUCUUUACAGGAUAUUAUUGCUAUCUUGGGUAUGGAUGAAUUGUCUGAAGAUGACAAACUUACUGUAUCUCGUGCCAGAAAGAUUCAACGUUUCCUCUCACAACCUUUCCAAGUAGCUGAGGUAUUCACUGGUCACGCUGGAAAACUUGUACCUCUUGAAGAAACCAUUAAGGGUUUCCAAAAGAUCCUUGCUGGUGAAUUGGAUCACUUACCAGAAGUAGCAUUCUACAUGGUCGGUCCAAUUGAAGAAGUUGUACAAAAAGCAGAAAAAUUAGCUGAAUCUACAUAAAAGCCAUUAUAUUAAUUGUAUAUUUAUUUUACAAUCAAGUUCCAUCAACACAGAGAAGAAAUAGAUUUUAAAAAGCACAUUCUAUCAUCGAUUACUCAGAUUUUUUUUAUAUAUCGAGAAUUUAUGUUUGUUUAUUCCUCCUACGUCAGCCAAUGAGGUAUAUUGUUGUAAUUUUUAAUUAUUAAAUAAACAAAAUAGUCGUAAAAAU